Molecule: messenger RNA, 3652 nt
Organism: Aphis gossypii (cotton aphid)
Lineage: Eukaryota; Metazoa; Arthropoda; Insecta; Hemiptera; Aphididae
Exons: 3
Coding region: 103-1599 (498 amino acids)
Molecular function (GO): nucleic acid binding; zinc ion binding
Source: RefSeq, a predicted model, not a curated record
UUAUUACAAGUGUAUUUUUACAACAUUAUUUAUUACGAUUAAUGUACUUGAGUUCAUUUACUUUAUAAUUGAUUGUAAUAUUGUUUCGUUCAAGUUUUCAUUAUGUUCUUAUUGAAAAUCUACAAAUGGAUUGUGAAAUCUAUAAGAUCUAUAGGAAGGGAUUCGGACCCCCAGAUGCCGGCAGUCGAGAGUGAGCAAGCGGGCUCCCUGCAGUCGUUAUUCUCCGAAUGGCAGAAUAAUGGGUCUGAUGAUUGGCAGAAAAAUGUCACAAUGAAAGCUGAGUUGCAGGCUGUCCAAUCUGCAAUAAAGAUGCUGGAAUUGCAGCUGGUUGCGCAAGAUGGAGGGCUCAAAUUGUUAUUCCAACGGGUUGAACAUUUUGAACUGUCGGCAAAGGAAAUGCACAGCCCAACGGUUAGCACUGCCAUCUCCGAGCUACUGGAAGUCGUAGGAGCACUGAGAGAUAGUCGGGAAUGCGUAAAUAAGGCGUUUAAUGAAUUAACGGAGUUAACCAAGGACUUGGCAACCAUGGCCACAUCAGACCAGACAGCGAGUGAAAGUUUGCAAACGCCAGCAACGCGCAUUUCCACCGUAGAUUCAUGUACCAACACCCCCCGCUGGUGGGAGGAACCAGCUAACCAACAAAUUGCGGACAUAGUCCCAGAAGCUAGCAGCGAACAAGGAACCAGCAAGGAAAAUCAGCAAGAGAACAGAGGUAACCGAGGGCAGCAAGCUCAGCAGCAACAGGUAGCGUCGAACUCGAAAUCGGCCGAAAAAUCUGUACCGGAACUUGAUUUGGAGAUCAAAGAGUCAUGGUACACUAUGGUCCAGAAUGAGGAAGCGAAAAAUUCCGGGAAAGCAGUCGUGGAAACUGCAAAUCAGGUACCCCCUGAAGACACUCACAACAGCAAUCGCGGGUGUCUGCCAAAGACACAGACAGUGGUCCCUGACAAUCUGUCGUGUAUGUCCACAUACGCAGACAUGGUCGAAGAUAUCAAAGAUCAUAUACGCGAUGAAGAAUUGGACUUCGACAUUACCACCGAAUGGUCAAAAUCGGGUGACCAUCUGGUACUUACGACAUCGGAGAAAGACAAUGCGAUCAAACUUUCGAAAGCACUCCGGAACAAAGUCGGUGAAGAAAAAAGUAUAAGACGCCCGUCUUCUAGCAUUAGCCUGCUGCUUAUCGGCAUAGAAGACUCAGUAGACGUUGAUGAGUUAAAAUCUACACUCGAUUCACUUGAUAAAGAAUUGAUAGCAGCCAACAAGCUAACGAUCAAGAAAGGCUUAAACGGAGUUAGGACUGUCAUCGUUAAGGUCCCUCGGGCGCCAGGGCUCAGACUCGUCCAGGCUAAAAAGAUCAAGGUUGGCAGGGCCAUCUGCCGGGUUAAAGAACUGGUUACUAGACAACGUUGCGCUAAGUGCUGUGCUCCCGAUCAUGCAAUUGCGGAUUGCACGGGUCAGGAAACUAGGAAGUGCUUCAGAUGUAAGAAGACUGGGCAUUUGAUUGCAGCCUGCGAUCUCCCUCAUUCAAGCUCUACAGCAUUUCAAUCAAAUGAGAACCUUGGCGCCGAAGAGCAGCGCAAGAAGACACCCACGGAAUGAUGACUAACAUAUAACGACCAUCUUAAAUCAAGGUUGAUCUUUGGAACGUUUUCGAGAUUAAGCAUGAAAAAUAAAUCGUAUUUUAGGCAAAUCAUUAUAAUGUGAUAGUAUAUUACUAUAUAUAGAAUAAUUAUAUAGAAAUCGGUGAACCGUGUAAAUGUAGCUCAGAAGAUAUUGGCAUCUUAUCAUCUAACCUAUAUAAUACAUCAAUGGCUGUAUGGGCAUAUGACUAUACAGGGUGAUUCUUUUAUCAAACAACACUCAUUAUUUCCAAAAGUAUUCAUGUUUUUGAAAAUUUUUUUUACAUAGUUUCAAAUUGUUAAAAAAACAACAUUUUUAUAAAAAAAUUAUAUUUUUAAAUAUUUUUUAUCCUUAUAAUUUUUUAAGUUUUUUACUUUUUUGAAUGACAACAUAGAUUUUUAAUUUAAUAUUCCAAAGCAGAAUAAUUUUUUGAGUAUUUUGAUUCAUAAAAAUCGAAUUUAGGGUGAGUAGUUUAUGAGUUAUACUUAUUCAAAACUUAGACCAGCGGAGUUUACCCCGCAAAAUGUUUGUCCACUACUCCGCUUGUCUAAACUUUGAAUAAGUAUAACUCAUAAACUACUCACCCUAAAUUCGAUUUUUAUGAAUCAAAAUACUCAAAAAAUUAUUCUGCUUUGGAAUAUUAAAUUAAAAAUCUAUGUUGUCAUUCAAAAAAGUAAAAAACUUAAAAAAUUAUAAGGAUAAAAAAUAUUUAAAAAUAUAAUUUUUUUAUAAAAAUGUUGCUUUUUUAACAAUUUGAAACUAUGUAAAAAAAUAUUUUCAAAAACAUGAAUACUUUUGGAAAUAAUGAGUGUUGUUUGAUAAAAGAAUCACCCUGUAUAGUCAUAUGCCCAUACAGCCAUUGAUGUAUUAUAACCUAACCUAACUACAGAUUGUCAGGGACCACUGUCUGUGUCUUUGGCAGACACCCGCGAUUGCUGUUGUGAGUGUCUUCAAGGGGUACCAGAUUUGCAGUUUCCGCGACUGCUUUCCCGGAAUUUUUCUCUUCCUCAUUCUGGACCAUAGUGUACCACGACUCUUUGAUCCCCAAAUCAAGUUCUGGUAAAGCUUGGAAUAAAAAAGUAUAUGAAUCAACUGACUGUGAAAAUGUAUAACUUACAAUUUUACCACAGUAAGUGUAUUUGUUAAAAUGAAAAAUAAAUCUAUCAAUAGCGUAAAAAGUUUGAGUAAAAUUUGUGCAAUGUGUCAAUGUGAUCCUGACGAAAUUUUUCGUGAAAACGUAGGUAAUAAGAAUUUCACAGUUUCGCACUAAGAAUUAAUCAAUUUUUUUAGAACGAUGAAUGCAUCACCUCGAGUUUAUUGUUUAUUUUUCCAAGUAUAUCCUCUAGCGAUUAAAUCACUCAUAACUUAUCAUACAUUCCUACAUUGAGAUGUUUUUACGGAGAUGAUAUAACUUAUAUAUAUAUAUAAUACAUAUAUAUGAUUUACUAAUUGCUAAUUUUUAAUUUAAUAGUCACAAAUCGCAACAAUCAAGAUACUCUUUUUAUUACGUUUAAAAUUUAAAAGCAAUUUUUUUCUAUUUCUAAUUUUAUAAAUAUUAAGAAUUAUUACUAUAUAUGUACAUAAUAUGUAUAGCUUAUUGUACUUUAUAAGGAUGUACAUGCCAUACAACUUGAUGCUUAGGUAUAAACAAUAUACAUAUACCAAUUAUAUACCUAGGUAUGCAGAACUACCAAGUUGCGAUUUCGAAAUUUUUCUGUUUAGUGUUUACCCUUAGCGAUAUUACAGAUAUAUAUAGUCAUAUGCCCAUAUAGGCAUUGAUGUAUUAUAUAGGUUAGAUGAUAAGAUGCCGAUAUCUUCUGAGCUACAUUUGCACGGUUCACCGAUUUCUGUAUAAUUAUUCUGUAUAUAGUAUUAUACUAUCACAUUAUAAUGACUUGCCUAAAAUACGAUUUAUUUUUCAUGCUCAAUCUCGAAAACGUUCCAAAGACCAACCUAAAGAAUACAAUUUUUAAUUCGUGUUGUUUAUGCGUAAGUAGGUACAACUACCUAUUGCAGUGUGUAUAUGCACUAU